GAACUUGUGAUGGCGGCAGCUGCUGAAGUCUACAUCCCCGAUGGUGGAUGGGGGUGGGUGAUUGUCACCUGCUCAUUCCUCAUCCACAUGUUCGUGGUGGGGACGAUGUACGCCCUCAGUGUGCUGUACGUGGCCUGGCUCGACCACUUCGACAGCGGCAAAGGGGCGACAAGCUGGAUUAUAUCUCUGGCAGUCGCCGUUAUGUUUGGCAUUGGUGAGUAGCUCUUAGGUCUGGGGCAUUGGUGAGUAGCUCUUAUGUCUGGGGCAUUGGUGAGUAUCUCUUAUGUCUGGGGCAUUGGUGAGUAGCUCUUAUGUCUGGGGCAUUGGGGAGUAGCUCUUAUGUCUGGGGUUUUGGUGAGUAGCUCUUAUGUCUGGGGCAUUGGUGAGUAGCUCUUAUGUAUGGGGCAUUGGUGAGUAGCUCUUAUGUCUGGGGUUUUGGUGAGUAGCUCUUAUGUCUGGGGCAUUGGUGAGUAGCUCUUAGGUCUGGGGCAUUGGUGAGUAGCUCUUAUGUCUGGGGCAUUGGUGAGUAGCUCUUAUGUCUGGGGCAUUGGUGAGUAGCUCUUAUGUCUGGGGCAUUGGUGAGUAGCUCUUAUGUCUGGGGCAUUGGUGAGUAGCUCUUAUGUCUGGGGCAUUGGUGAGUAGCUCUUAUGUCUGGGGCAUUGGUGAGUAGCUCUUAUGUCUGGGGCAUUGGUGAGUAGCUCUUAUGUCUGGGGCAUUGGUGAGUAGCUCUUAUGUCUGGGGCAUUGGUGAGUAGCUCUUAUGUCUGGGGCAUUGGUGAGUAGCUCUUAUGUCUGGGGCAUUGGUGAGUAGCUCUUAUGUCUGGGGCAUUGGUGAGUAGCUCUUAUGUCUGGGGCAUUGGUGAGUAGCUCUUAUGUCUGGGGCAUUGGUGAGUAGCUCUUAUCUCUGGGUCAUAGGUGAGUAGCGCUAUUACCUGCAUCCGUUAUUCUAUUGUUCUAACAUUCUUGUCGCCAUCUUUGAGACACGUGAACAGGAAAUGGUCCGAAUUCCAGGAAGAAAGGUUUCUCUGUUGACAUUGCCUGGGAUAUGUCCUCACGUGACCUUGUCCUCACGUGACCAUGCCCUCACGUGAACAUGCCCUCACGUGACCAUGCCCUCACGUGACCAUGCCCUCACGUGACCAUGCCCUCACGUGACAAUGCCCUCACGUGACCAUGCCCUCACUGACCAUAUCCUCACGUGGCCAUGUCCUCACGUGACCAUGUCCUCACCUGGCCAUAUUCUCACGUGACCACGUCCUCACGUGACCAUGCCCUCACGUGACCUUGUCCUCGCGUGACACUGAGUUACCCUGCAUACGGUGCCAAGCCGCCGCCACCACCACGUACCCUCCCAGCCUGCAGAGUUUUGUUUUAAAAAUUAUCUAUGUAACUUCUGCUAAUUUUAAAUAAAUUUAAUGACAGUGUAAUGUACACCUGGGGUGGCAAGUGAUGUGCUUCUUCCACUGUAAUGUACACCUGGGGUGGCAAGUGAUGUGCUACUUCCACUGCAAUGUACACCUGGGGCGGCUUUAAGUGGUGUAUUACUUCCACUGCAAUGUACACCUGGGGCGGCUUUAAGUGGUGUAUUACUUCCACUGCAAUGUACACCUGGGGCGGCUUUAAGUGGUGUAUUACUUCCACUGCAAUGUACACCUGGGGCGGCUUUAAGUGGUGUAUUAAUUCCACUGCAAUGUACACCUGGGGCGGCUUUAAGUGGUGUAUUACUUCCAAUGUUGAGUGCAAAUGUACUGCGUGCACCAAAACCACAACCAAGAAAUGACCCUGAAACAGGACAAACCAAAGAUUUAGUGGAUCUUAUGGUCCAGGGUUCGAGACUCAAACACGAUAUACCAGUUGUACUCUUAGCACUUGUUGAUCAACUCUUUUGAUCAAAUAUCUGACUAGAGUAACUGCAGUAAUCUUUAAGGGACAUCUUCUUUAAAAAAAUAUAUCUAGGUACUUUGGCCCUGUUAUUAUUUACAUUUGGAAUCACUACUCAACGUGUCAAAUGCGCACUGCUUUCUCUGAAGUCUCCUGAUUCUAUUUCGAAAGUUUUUGGUAAGAUAACGUUGAAUUAACACAAAACUAAAAGCUCAUGAAAGUCCUGAUAGUGUUUUCAUGGAGGACAAAAGUAGGUCACAGUUUGACUGAUAGCAUCAGGUGAUACAUUCAGCUAGCAACAGGUGAUACAUUCAGCUAGCAUCAGGUGAUACAUUCAGAUAGCAUCAGGGGAUACAUUCAGCUAGCAUCAGGUGAAACAUUCAGCUAGCAUCAGGUGAUACAUUGAGCUAGCAGCAGGCGCCACAUUCAGCUAGCAUCAGAUGAUACAUUCAGGUGAUGUAAGAGGCACUACAGGUUUGUAUAAACUAUCAUUCAGGUAGCCACGGAUGAUGUACCCUUGAACCUUCAAUGAGAAGGGGAAUGUCUUACGGCUGGAUGUGAAAAGCAAAGUGAUUCAUGUACACAGUGACUGCUACAAGUGCACAGUGAUGCUACAUGUACACAGUGACUGCUACAAGCGCACAGUGAUGCUACAUGUACACAGUGACUGCUACAAGUGCACAGUGAUGCUACAUGUACACAGUGACUGCUACAAGCGCACAGUGAUGCUACAUGUACACAGUGACUGCUACAAGCGCACAGUGAUGCUACAUGUACACAGUGACUGCUACAAGUGCACAUUGAUGCUACAUGUACACAGUGACUGCUACAAGCGCACAGUGAUGCUACAUGUACACAGUGACUGCUACAAGCGCACAGUGAUGCUACAUGUACACAGUGACUGCUACAAGUGCACAGUGAUGCAACAUGUACACAGUGACUGCUACAAGCGCACAGUGAUGCUACAUGUACACAGUGACUGCUACAAGCGCACAGUGAUGCUACAUGUACACAGUGACUGCUACAAGUGCACAGUGAUGCUACAUGUACACAGUGACUGCUACAAGCGCACAGUGAUGCUACAUGUACACAGUGACUGCUACAAGCGCACAGUGAUGCUACAUGUACACAGUGACUGCUACAAGCGCACAGUGAUGCUACAUGUACACAGUGACUGCUACAAGCGCACAGUGAUGCUACAUGUACACAGUGACUGCUACAAGCGCACAGUGAUGCUACAUGUACACAGUGACUGCUACAAGCGCACAGUGAUGCUACAUGUACACAGUGACUGCUACAAGCGCACAGUGAUGCUACAUGUACACAGUGACUGCUACAAGCGCACAGUGAUGCUACAUGUACACAGUGACUGCUACAAGCGCACAGUGAUGCUACAUGUACACAGUGACUGCUACAAGCGCACAGUGAUGCUACAUGUACACAGUGACUGCUACAAGCGCACAGUGAUGCUACAUGUACACAGUGACUGCUACAAGUGCACAGUGAUGCUACAUGUACACAGUGACUGCUACAAGCGCACAGUGAUGCUACAUGUACACAGUGACUGCUACAAGCGCACAGUGAUGCUACAUGUACACAGUGACUGCUACAAGCGCACAGUGAUGCUACAUGUACACAGUGACUGCUACAAGCGCACAGUGAUGCUACAUGUACACAGUGACUGCUACAAGCGCACAGUGAUGCUACAUGUACACAGUGACUGCUACAAGCGCACAGUGAUGCUACAUGUACACAGUGACUGCUACAAGCGCACAGUGAUGCUACAUGUACACAGUGACUGCUACAAGCGCACAGUGAUGCUACAUGUACACAGUGACUGCUACAAGUGCACAGUGAUGCUACAUGUACACAGUGACUGCUACAAGUGCACAUUGAUGCUACAUGUACACAGUGACUGCUACAUGUACAGUGAUUGCUACAUGUGCACAGUUAUUGCUACCUGUGCUCAGUUAUUGCUACCUGUGCACAGUGAUUGCUAUAUGUACCCAGUGACUGCUACAUGUACACAGUGAUUGUUACUUGUGCACGUAUAUCCUGACCUUCCUGGUGUAAACAAUUGUAUACCCUGACCUUGCUGGUGUAAACAAUUGUAUACCCUGACUAUCCUAGUGUAAACAAUGGUAUACCCUAACCCUCCUUGUUAAAGGGCAUGUGUGUUACCUCAUAUCCGACCUCAAAUUCCGUUGAAAACUGUGGACUCCAAAUGUGGUUGUUAACUUUGGACGGCCACGAAUAUGGUUGUGAACUUUGGACAGCCACUAAUGUGGCUGUUAACUAUAGGUAGCCCUCAGUGUGGUUCUAGACUGUGUAGCCCCCAUGGGGUUGUUAACUAUGGGUAGCCCCCCAAUAUGGUUGAUAACUAUGGGGAGCCUCAACUAUGUUAGCCCCCAUAUGGUUGUAAACCAUGGGUAGCCCCCAUGCCUCUGGAUAAUUCAAUUUCACUUAUACUGCCAUCAUUUGACCUUUAUACUGCCAUCAUUUGACCUUUAUACUGCCAUCAUUUGACCUUUAUACUGCCAUCAUUUUACCUUUAUACUGCCAUCAUUUGACCUUUACACUGCCAUCAUUUGACCUUUACACUGCUAUCAUUUGACCUCUAUACUGCCAUCAUUUGACCUCUAUACUGCCAUCAUUUGACUUUAAGGACACAUUUCACUUUAGGUAGAUGCGAGUUUAGCAGAACCCUUGAUAUAACGUGUUUCUCUCUCUGCAGGUCCCAUCCCGGGGGCUCUGAGUAAACGCAUUGGGAACCGCGCUGUUGUCGUCAUCGGAAGCCUCGUCAUGUGCCUCGGAUUCUUCAUCAGCUACUUUGCCAUGAGUGUCCACGUCUUGGUUGUGACCAUCGGUAUCAUAGCAGGUAACAUGAUGACUCCUGGUAUCAUAGUGGGUAACAUGACUUUGACUUUUGGCAUCAAAGUAGAUAACAUUAUGACUUUGACUUCUGAUAUCAUAUCGGUUACCUUUAUGACUUUGAAUUUUGGUAUCAUUUAGGUAUUACUUACAUAGUUUUCUUUUUUACACCACAAAAAAUAUGUGCUGUGUGUAUAGAAUCCGUUUAUAUUUUUUCUCAAACUAUAGUCCGGCACCUACAGUGUCUGUUGACGCUGAUCCAGUGCCCCUUUGUUUAAAAAUUAUGAGGACCCCUGACAUAGUACGUUUUAUACAUGAAUUUAAAUUUGUUUAUAAUUGAAAUAUAUAUAAAAUAAACACAGUACAUUAGCUAUAUUUUUUAAAAAACAUGUGUAUGUCAGAGAUCUAUUAAUUGUUGUCCCUUCGUCUCCAGGUACUGGUGCCGGUUGCUGUUAUCUCCCCUCAGUGUCCAUGGUGGCCAUGUAUUUCACCACCAAACGCUCCAUAGCCAUGGGCAUCUCUGCCUCUGGGCUGGGAGCCGGGGCAUUUUUCAUGGCUCCUUUUCUCAACUGGCUUGUUGACUACUACGGCUGGCGUGGCUGCAUGCUCAUACUUGCGGGCAUUUCAUUAAACAUGUGUGUGCUUGGUGCUCUCAUGAGGCCCUUGGAGAAGGCACCUAGGUUCCGUAACUGCAGGAUGAUCAAAGACACAGAUGUGAUCUCAAUCCAGGUGUCUCCGUCCCCGUCAAGGAAAAGUUUCAGCCUGGGGAACUGCGGGAUGUCCGCUGCAAGUCUGGAGAAGUGUGAGGAGAAAUGUGAGGAUGUCUGUAGAGACAGGCAGGUCAACAGCCUGAUCCGAGCCUGCAGGCGGCCAAACACUCACGUCUACAACCCUUUGCCAGCAUCAGACCUUGACCCGGGGGUCAGGCCCGUAGCCUACAACUUCCCCGCCCACCCGGUCGUUGUGCAGCGGUCUGAUGUCCAGUAUAAAAAAAGUGAUAAGGAAGAGCUCGCCCUGACCUCUGACCCCUUCGUGAUCACAAUGAAAACUCAAAGCCUUGAUCGUUACAAGCAAUUAUCCCAGAGCGAAGACACGAAACCCCAGGCUUAUUUUCAUAACCACAACAUUCUAAACCUUGACAGACGUCUUCUUCCUAGUAAACCAAAAGGUGGUAGUUUAGAAAUUCUAAAUUCAUACGAAUUUGCAAGCAUCCAUUCGAAGAAGCCUUUCAAAAGUGAGACAGAACUUAGAUACAAAGAACUUCCUGGUGCCCCUGUGGCCACCAACCACUUACAUUCUUUGACUGACUUGCAACUCAUGUUCUCUAGUAGCUUAGGCAGCUUGGCCUUCAUGGAUGUGGCACUGCUAGGGACAUCUAAAAAUAGUUUGUACACUAGAACCACCGGCGGGAGUCCAUUACCACACAUCGUGCCUGCUUCAAUGACAUCACUCACAAAAGACACAGAUGAUGACGUCAAUGGGGACAAUGGUAAUCAAAGAUUUUGCAAAUAGUUUUUUUUUAAAUGUUAACAGAGCUGACGAUUAAUUUUAAAAUAAUAAAAAAUGUUUCAGUUACCAUAUUUGUAUUUAUUUUUAAAGUCAGGCUACUGGGCAUAUUGUGUUUAAAGUCAAGCUACUGGGCAUAUUGUGUUUAAAGUCAGGCUACUGGGCAUAGUGUGUUUAAAGUCAGACUACUGGGCAUAGUGUAUUUAAAGUCAGACUACUGGGCACAGCGUGUUUAAAGUCAGGCUACUGGGCAUAUUGUAUUUAAAGUCAGGCUACUGGUCACUGUGUGUUUAAAGUCAGGCUACUGGGCACAGUAUGUUUAAAGUUAGGCUACUGGGCACAGUGUGUUUAAAGUCAGGCUACUGGGCAUAGUGUGUUGACAGUUUAGUUGCUGAAAGCAUAUCUGUAUUUCAGCCAAUCACAAACUGAUAUAAUAGCAAGAUGCAUUGUGAAGCAUUUUUUAGUUUAUUUAAAAAAAAAAAUUGUUUAUUGUAGCUUCAAAUUGUAACUUAAAUAAUAAGAAUUAAAACUACAGUUGCCAUUGAUAGAACUGCUUCCAUGUUCCAAGAAAUCGAAAAUUAAAAGUAAAAGGUAAAUGUUACUUUUUUUCAUUUCAAAUUUCAGAACACAUACUUCUUUAUUCCCUUUAAGUAUUUCUUUUACACUAACAUUCCAUGGCUUCAAAAACAUUAGUAGUAGUAUUUAUUUUAAUUAUAAGACCUACUUUUCUAAUGCACUCUUUAUUGACCUACUUGAAAAUUUUAUUAUCGGAUUAUAAAAACUUAAAUUGUUGUUUUAUAGAUAUUCAACGGCAGUCAUAUUGUUCCAAGUUGGUGGCUUCCCUUGAAACGUACCUUCGACUUCUCCACAACCCAACAUUUCUUUUGUUUGGCAUCAGCAAUUUCUUGACCAACUUGUCUUUCUUCAUGCCCGUCCUUUACAUGGUAGACAGAGCACUGGACAGUGGGUCAGUAUAAUGUUGCCAAGAAAAUACUUUGGAUUGUUUUUAAUUUCUUGUGUCUGUAAUUUUGAUGUAAAUUUACAAAGAAUGGAUUUGUGUCCCUUUGUGUGUACAUGAUUUUUAUACAAUACCACUACACAAAUACAAUGCCAUUACAAUACCACUACACAAAUACAAUGCCAUUAAAAUACCAUUACAACACAAGUAAAACACAACAAAAUGCCAUUACAGUACCACUACAAAAAUACAAUGCCAUUACAAAAAUACAAUGCCAUUACAAUACCACUACAAUACUAUGCCAGUACAAUACCACUACAAUACAAUGCCAUUAGAAUAUCAUUAGAUCCCAAUUACAAUACAACACAAUGCCAUUACAAUACCACUACAAUAAAAUGCUAUUACAAAAUCAUUACAGCACAAUUACAAUACAUUACAAUGCCAUUAUGAUACCAUAAAAAUACAAUUAUAUUAUAAUUAGAUUGCUAUUUUUAAAAAAAUGAAAAGUAAUAAAAAGUUUUUUUGGGGAGAAAUUAUCUUUUAAAAUGCACGGACUACCAGAAAACUCCUGCGAAGGUUUUUAGCAGAAGAAGCAAACUAAACGAAGAUGGUAAACAACCUGAUUGUAAUUGAUGUCAGAAGUGAGACAAGAGUGAUAAGAGAAGACUGAUAAAAGAUUGAUAAAAGAUUGAUGAAAAGAGACAAACAAAUUCUUUCAGUGGUUCUUUCAGACUUGUUUACUCUUACGAUUUUGGCGUACAAUGUACGAUUUUGAGGUGUUAACAUUAUAUAUACUGUAUGUUUAUUUUUUACUAUAAAUCUAAGGUAUUGAACGAUUUUGUGAUGAUAUUGUACGAUUUUAAGAGUUUGAGGGUAAACAGGUCUGCUCUUUCCAAUAAAAUGGUUGAAUUGAUGAUUUGAAAAAAAAAUGAUAGCAUAUUUUAUCAAGCUUUGAUAAUUUGUUUUUUCAGAAUAAAGAAAGAUGAGGCGGCCAUGUUGAUAUCGCUGUAUGGAGCAGGAAACAUCUUUGGGAAACUGUUCUUUGGUUGGCUAGCGGACAGGGGGCUGGUGGACAGGCUCUUCUAUUACAUUGCAUGUCUGACUGUCUGCGGCGUGUCCACGUGUGUCAGCCCCGCGUGUGGUUCUAGCCAUGAGCUCCACAGUGUCUACGCCUUUGUCUUUGGCUGUUUUAUUGGUAAGAAAUUGCUUUUUAUUCAGACUGUAGGCUAUAAAUAAAAUCUGGCCAUCCUGCAGCUUUCUAUGUGACCUCUGACCUAAGAAUGGAUUUUUACUUUUUAUGAGUCUUUAAAAUUUAAGAAAAGGAUUCCAUGUAGUCCUAAUAUUACUUUGUAGUCCUAUUACUUUGUCGUCCUACUAUUACUUUGUAGUACUACUAUUGCAUUUCAUUACGGUGACAUCACAUACUUAUAAUUGAGGAAUGCGUAUUUAAACUCUACUGUCUAACAUACAGUUAAAACACCUAUCCCAUUGGUGACAAAAAUUAAUUUUUAGCAUCUGACUAAUACAGGCUUUAAAAAUACAUAAUGACAUGACAUACAUAAUUGCAUGAGAUACAUUAUUACAUGAAAGACAUAAUUUCAUGAUGUAUGUAAUUGUAUGUCAUCUUGCCAUUUUUGUAUGUUCGAGACCAAAGGGGGACAACCACCACCACUUUAUGUAUUUUUUUUUGUUAUAACUAAUCUCAAAGCCAUUUUAAACCACCUGCCUCCAGGAAAUGACUCCCGUCUUCAUGUGAAAAAGUCUUCCAAUUUGUUGCAAGUCAUUGUAAUUGCUAGGCACAACUUGCUGUGUGAGGAAGAUUAUUGCAAAUUGUACCAUGAGGUACAUGUCCCGUACCAUGAGGUACAUGUCCCGUACCAUGAGGUACAUGUCCCGUACCAUGAGGUACAUGUCCCGUACUAUGAGGUACAUGUCCCUAACCAUGAGGUACAUGUCCCGUACCAUGGGGUACAUGUCCCGUACCAUGAGGUACAUGUCCCUAUUUGACCCUUAACUCUUUUGCUGCGGAUUAAAAAAAAAAAUGUCCAAAUUUUUCAAAGAGCAAAUAAAAGUGAGAGGUUGGGUUUAUGAAAAAAAUAUUCAAAAUAUUAUUUUUUGGUUUGUAAGACUAAACUUGGCAUCAAAUGAAAGAUAGAUCUAAUUGAAUGGGCUGUCUGUUUGUAAACUUAUUUCUUCAGCUAAAUAAAAUAAGUUACAGAAAAGAAAUAUAGAAUGUGAAAACAUUGUCUGCUAAACCAUUUUCCCCCAAAAACCUAUGUUGUACGCAUUCCUCAUCUUCACUUCUAUAACUCAAAUCCUCUAAAACUACUACUAUCGGAAUCAUCCGAUGGAUCUAAAUAUAAAUCAUCUUCACUAUCAAAAGAAAUAGUAUAAAACAAUUCCAAAGGUUUUUGAGCUUGUGCCGCAGCGAAAGUGUGCCACAGCGAAAGUGUGCUGCAGCCAAAGUAUGCCGCAGCCAAAGUAUGCCGCAGCCAAAGUAUGCCGCAGCCAAAGUAUACGGCAGCCAAAGUGUGCCGCAGCUUAAGUGUAAUUAUGGACAUCCAAGAAAAAAUUAUUAAUCCUCUUACUUUCACUCACUUAAAUGUUUCCCUAAACAAACCAAAAAAAAACUUUGUGACCAUUGUGUCUGACCCCUGUGUUAGCACAUUCACCAUUUUUUUCAUUGGUGAUAAAAUUCAAAUAUUUUUGGUCUCAGGAUAUUUCUCAUAAGUUGAGUUACACUUUUUUUAACCAGUGAUCAAUAUUUUACUAGCUGUUUCUGUCACAAAUUUAUCCAUGGCGUCAGUGGUCAGUAUUUUACUAGUUGAUUCUGUCACAAAUGUAUCCAUUGACCAGGAUUCACCUGUGGAAAUUUUAAUCUGUCGCAAAAAAUAUUUCAAGCAAAAUUUAUUUACACACUUUAAAAAAAACCAUGAAUAUUUCUUUGAGAAAUCGAAAUUUUUUAAAGUGAACAAAAGAACUACUUAUUGAGGUUUGAAAAUUGAGGAGUUCUCACUCUGCCAAUAAUUAAUUAUUCAAAUUUAUUUUUGUCAUCAAUAAACAUUAAAAAAAACUGUCAAUAAAUGUUUCUGAUUAAUUUAAAUUAUAAUUAAAUUUUAAUUAUUUAAAAAAUUUUCAGGAGCCUAUGUGACCUUAGUACCUAUUGUAACAGUCGAUUUAAUGGGCCUUUCUGUGGUGGCUGAAGCUUUUGGACUGCUGCUAAGCUUCAUGGGUAUCGCCACAGCUUUUGGUACUCCAGUAGCUGGUAGGUGGUGAUGUUUUUAUACAAACUUAUUUACAGUCUUUACAUCUUCUUUUAGUUUUUAAAGUCUCAUUUUGUUAUAGUUUUUAUAGUCUCAUAAUCUUACAGUUUUCAUAGUCUCAUAAUCUUAUAGUUUUUAUAAUCUCAUCAUACAGUUUUCAUAGUCUCAUAAUCUUAUAUUCUUUGUAGUGCAAAAAUAGAAUUUCAAUGGCUGAUCUACUCUAUUUAAACAAUGACCAAUGUCGAAUACAAAAAAAACAUUUUUAACGGCCCUGGCUCGACAUUGAUGUCAUUAUUAUAUUUGGCAUUUAUUCCCUUUACCAGGUUGGAUAUUUGACUGGACUGGUAGCUACACAGCAUCUUUCAUCCUGCACGGAGUUUUUAUUCUGGUCAGUGCCUUCAUGCUUAUUCCGCUUUUGGUGCUGAAACGAUCUCAGAACAAGCCUCAGUAGACAGCUGGGAAUUAUUGUUGUGUCAAGGGCCUCCUUACCAGAUGAUGCAUUUUAUCCAACACUAUGAGGACCUAUGCACAUUUGUCUUUUCAUAGCACACACAAUUCUCUUUUCAUAGCAAACACAGUUCUCUUUUCAUAGCACACACAAUAGUCUUUUCAUACCAUAAACAUUUGUCUCUUCACAGCACACACAUUUGUCUCUUCAUAGCACACUCAUUUGUUUUGUUAUUUUCUCUGGCUACCUCAUUUCACCCAAUUAUUUCAACUAUUCAAUUAAAGUUUAAAAAAGAAAACAUUUCUAGCUAAGCAAAGCACAAAAUAAUUGUUGUUCAUUGCUUAAGACUUUAAAAAAGAGAAUGAGACUCCCAUAUAAUGGGUAAUACUGAUAUAAUGGAUAAUACUGAUAUAAUGGAUAAUUCUAUAUAUAUAUAUAUAAGACUACAAGUCUCCAAACCGAUAUAAAUGACUGCCUUAGACAAUGUACACCAGAUAUUUGCAAUACCUUCAAAAACAACUUUCACAGAUCAUGCCACCACCACACAUUUACAGAUCAUGCCACUACCACACAUUUACAGAUCAUGCCACUACCACACAUUUACAGAUCAUGUCACUACCACACAUUCACAGAUCAUGCCACUACAACUAUUUUUCAGCUUCCGUUUCAAGCCAGGAGCAAAUUGAGCCAAAAUAUUGUGUCUGGGCAGGAUAAAAAUCUCUGUUGUGGAUUUUAUAGGCAUGCCCAUCUGCAGCUACGCCUACUUAUGUUAAAGGCAACUGUCAGCUAAGCCUACUUAUGUUAGAGGCAACUGUCAGCUGCAAGCUCUUUUGAAAAAUAUAUGCGGGCAUGUAAUGAAUUAACAUAAUUAUACAUAUUAAAGUGAUAGAACUUGAGUGACCUCCAUGUUGGUCAACUAUCACUGAUGAAUAUCGUACACUUUUGAUCCACAUGUUAUUUCCUGUGUGCCAUAUUGUAAAUAAACACAAACUAUAUUUAUACAUGUAUAUGCACAGUUCAAGACUUUGUUGAUGUUUACUGGAUAACCAGGUUAAAUCAAGUCAUCCUCUUUGGAUGGCUUAUUUUGUUGUACACAACGCUGAUAUAUUUUGUUGUAGCUUAGCAUUUCCUUCUUUAAUUAUAAUAAAUUAAAUUUAUGUUGUUUUUUUAGAAAUCUUUAAAUUUAUGUAACAUUCAUUUAAUGUUUAUGUAAUAUUUAUGUAAUGGGAUGUAAGUAUGAUGCUUGAAAAAAUGAAAUUGUUGUGUCAAGAGUUGGUGUUUUUAAAUUUCUUGCGUGUUUGUACGUCACAUAUUCAUUGAGAAUUAUGUGCAAGAUUGCAGCCACUAAAAUUUGUAGCACUCUUACAUAACACUUAUUAGCACAUCUUAUGUGGUUGAUAUUAUGUGAGCUUUUCUGAGUUUUAAAGAAAAAACAUAUAAAAAUUGUUUAACAGUGGCCUCCCGCCCUUCAGGUUUGGAAUCUCUGGGUUACUUAAAGAACAAAUAUAAUGAAAGAGUGACCCCUGAACCUGAACAGUUGGAGACAGUGUCAGAGAGAGUGCAGAAAUAGAACAACAUCUUGAAUAUUGAAGAACUGGUGAUUGAACGAUUUUGCAAUGGUGAUGGAAGGAUGAUUGAUUGAUUGUGUAUGGUGAUUGAUAGAUCUUGCAAUGGUGAUUGAUUGUGUAAUUUUGAUGUAUUGAUUGUGUAAUGGUGAUUGAUUAUGCAAUGAUUGAUUGAUUUAUUGAGAAAUGAUGAUGGCUUGAUUGUGUAAUGGUGAUUGAUUGAUUGUAUUAUGGUAAUUAAUUGAUUGUGUAAUGCUGAUUGACUGAUUGUGUUAUGGUAAUUAAUUGAUUGUGUAAUGCUGAUUGAAUGAUUGUGUAAUGGCAAUUGAAUGAUUGUGUUAUGGUGAUUGAUUAUGUAAUGGUGAUUGAUUGAUUGUGUAAUGGUGCUGUGCAACAAUUGAAGCUUUAUUUAAACUUUAUGCAUAAAAUGAAAUAAACAGCUAUUUUACCA
This is a messenger RNA of Lymnaea stagnalis (great pond snail), 12942 nucleotides long. The record is from the annotation of a GenBank genome assembly. Lineage: Eukaryota; Metazoa; Mollusca; Gastropoda; Lymnaeidae.